Lactuca virosa is the source of this 201-nucleotide messenger RNA. The record is from the annotation of a GenBank genome assembly. Lineage: Eukaryota; Viridiplantae; Streptophyta; Magnoliopsida; Asterales; Asteraceae.
AUGAACCAAAAUACAGGAUUAUCAGGAAUCGAUUGGAUACCAAGGUGGAGAAGUCAAGAAAGAGCAUGGCAAACUAGAUCAAGAGGUGUAAAGAAGUUUGUCACAUUUUUAUUACGCUUUCGGGAAGAACAAAGAAUAGUAGAGGAUCCAGCAUGCGGAACACAGCGAUCAUUAGAAAUUCACGAAUUAGAGAUGUUGUAA